This is a messenger RNA of Exophiala aquamarina CBS 119918, 1761 nucleotides long. RefSeq lists its product as uncharacterized. Lineage: Eukaryota; Fungi; Ascomycota; Eurotiomycetes; Chaetothyriales; Herpotrichiellaceae. The transcript has a single exon. The coding region runs from base 1 to 1761 and encodes 586 amino acids. The record is from RefSeq and is a predicted model, not a curated record.
AUGCCGAUAUGUCCAGAUAAUUCGACAGAAUGCCUGCUCCGGGCUCUCCUCGAAGACAAUUCAACUCGAGCCUUGCUCCAGGAACUCCUUGAAGCAACCUCGAAAUUCAAUUGGGAUCCCCUGAAUUUCGCCAUCACCGCCGCCAUAGGCGUUCUGGCCCUUAUCGUUGCUUGCCUUACGAUUUUCCAGGGUCUGUUAGCCGCAGGCCCGGGACGCAUCAAAGCCAGUAAGGUAGCAAUUGGUCCCUUUGCCGACCUUUCCAAGUCGCGCUUCGACUUCACUGAGCUGGGUUUGCGUACCAAGGCCUCUGUGCCUUCCAUCAACCGCAUAAACAAGCUCCACAGGAUCGAACGUGAGUUCCCCGAUCAUGUCUGUUGUAGCAAGCAUAAUCCAGCGGUUGGGACAAGCGAGCCUGGCGCAUCGUGGCUGAGGCUGUUGAACGAACUCGGAAUUUCAGAUCCCAGGAUAUGGUCCACCGUCAUCCGACAAACUGACAAUCUCCCUGCUGAUAUCUCUGCGGCCCCCGCCGCUGGUUCGGUUGUCUUCCUGGCUCACCUGGCAGCCAUCUCCGACGAUGGUUGCGCGGUCGAACGACGCCCAGGCAGUCGUUUUGUCACCGUUGUUGGAAAGUCAUCCCAGCUGACCUUUCGUGAUCAUCCGGUGCUUGGUUCAGUUGCAAUGUAUGAGACUUAUCGAGACAGCCCCAAAUAUCGAGAUAGAAAGAGGCCGAAUGCCAGCAAAUAUCGUUUGAACCUCGGCGAGCUCCACAGCAUCGGCUUUGUCGAGACUGCAACCAUGCUCGAUCUGUCUCACGGUCUCCUGAAAUGUCGAUAUCUCGGAUACGCUGUCAAUGAAGGCUCCGUCCAAUUAAGUUAUGGUGUCUUCCUCCAGAAACUGACUUCUCAUUGCGAUCACAAACACCUCAACUCAAACACGGACUCGGUCUUGUACGCAACAAGGGGCUCCUACGGUGCCAGGUUUGCAAAAGCUUACAUCUUUACCGUUCUGUUAUUUACCUCGGUGCCUUCCUUGGUGCGAGCAUUCCCCUCAACGCUCUUAGGUCUGCAAGGUGCUGUGGAACAGCUUGCUGCCCAGGUUGAAGAAUGGUACCAGACUCCAGAUGAAGUUACUUCCGGCAUGCAAUGCGCUGUCGAACAAUACAGCGGGGCUUUCCUCCCCGUUUCAACGGCUGCCUAUCCUUUCUACAUCUAUGGCGCACGUGCUCGUCAUCAUUCCAGUUCCUCUUGGCUUGAAGACCCCCCUGGCGCUGGGUGGUGUACCGCCAGCAUGACUACCGAUUUUCGAAAGACCGAGCAUGACCUUCUAUUUGCAAGCGACAUGAUUCAGCUUUGUUGCGAUUGGGUGAAAGAACUUCGUAGCAAAGGCAGAACUCUGAAGGAGUUAUUGAUGGAGGAUGCGAUUAAAACUAAAGAGAAAUUACUCACUGGCAUUUAUCUGGUUGAUGAUUGGAUCCGCCUUCACAACCGCGCCGAUUCCAUAUGCAUUGCUGUUUCCUUGGUGCGAGACAUCGAAAAAGAGCUCGGCAUUGAGUCUCCCGAUGAUCUAGAGAGUGCGCAAACGAUCACAUCUGCGACUCCAAAACGAGAAUCUAAUCACAUGGGUGCACAGACAGAUCCAGAGAGAUUGAGGAGGAUUUUAGUAUAUCGCGCAAUCUUAUUGGGAGCAUUGUUGGAGUUGAGCGCAGAUACGAGCUGUCUCGUGGACAGAAGCUUCCCAGAUUCUAUUGUCAAGGUCCUGUGA